AUGCCUCGUCUAACCAGAAAUAGUCGAGAAUCUGGACCCGUCUUUCCGGGCGUUGUUAGUUCGGAGCAGUCUAGCUCGGAAUCGCGUACAUCUAUUGGCGCUACAUCUAGCGCAUCUACGACCACAAACACCGUGGUUCAGUCGGGAACGAGUACGAUGCCAGCAUUGUCGACCGGGGAUAUUGUUACCAAUGUAGUCCAAGUAUUACAAGGUCAACUAACCAGCCUGGUACAGAAUGCCAUUGACGCCCAGCUAUCUUCGUCGGCAAGUGGUAGUUCAGUCGCAAAUUGCGAGGUAUCGUCGCAGGCACAACUCUCUACAGUCACAUCCCGUACAGCGUCCUUCGUGCAUAACCUUGCGACCAGCGCGGGGAAUUUUUCGACUUUGGGUUCAGCGCCAUUUCGAUCGUCGGCUACGAGUGAGGCAAGUACCGGUAUGCCACGUAUGGUGAGUUGUUUGGCGAAUUCAACAGGUAGGAUCAUUCCAAACUUUUUAAAUACGUUUACUGCUCCUAUCAGCUCAAGUGUGUGGUCUUCGGGAGGUGGUUAUAGUACCCCCGAGGUUGCCUUAGCAUCGCAACCUUCAGUUGUGCCUUCGAUGGUUAUUCUAGCGCAGAACAAUUGUUACCCCAGUCUCUUCAUGGUCAUGGCCCUUCCCCGUUUAUCGUGGGUCCAGGUUACGCUCCCAUCUCGGCUAAAAUUGUUAAUGCCAUUGUGUCAGGGAAGUACAUUAAUCUUGGGGACCUACUUCCGGAAAAUGCGCUGGUUGUGGACGAUUUUAGCGAACCACAGUUAUUGUUAGACGGCCGUCUAGUGUUAACGGGUUCUGCGCGAAAGCCUCGGAAAGAAAUAACCGAUAUCUUGUCUUGGGUGGAAGCCUUCACAGUCUUCAGCGUGAUUGUCUGUUCGUACUUUCCGAACCGAUGGCGUGAUUUGUCAUCGUACAAGCUUUUAAUUUUGCGCACGUAUCGUCAGUUUGCUGGUUAUGCAUGGUGUGAUUACGAUAAAGCGUUUAGACAACACGCUGCUGCUACCAGGCUCUUGGACUGGUCGGAACUUAAUGUGCAGCUUUUUAAUUUCCACACGGCUGGUUCGGCCUAUAGAGGUCCCAACAGACUUACUACAGCGUCUAGUAGUUCUCGUUCCGAGCCUAAUGGUAAUCGUAACCAUGACUGUUCGGUCAAGUGUUUCUCGUGGAACAAGGGACGGUGCGUAGCACCUUCGGCAGUUUGUCGCUACAAACAUGCGUGUACGUUGUGUUCCGCUGCACAUCGUGAGAUCGAGUGCCCAUCAGUCUCUGCUGCUUCAAAUCCGCCAUUUUAUUCUGGCUCAAAUGGACCCGUUGGGGUUAACAAAAAGCGUCGGUUAUAA
This is a messenger RNA of Paramuricea clavata, 1370 nucleotides long. Lineage: Eukaryota; Metazoa; Cnidaria; Anthozoa; Malacalcyonacea; Plexauridae. The record is from the annotation of a GenBank genome assembly.